AUGGCGGCACCAGGAGGAAAGUUCUUCAUUGAGGAUAAAUUGGACAUACCAGCCAAACACCACGAGUCGUUUGAACAGCUAUGGGAGACGAAAUGGAAGAAGCCGGCUGAAAUGGGCGUAUACCCCUUCAUGUUCGGCACCGCCUCCGACUUCGAGCCCAUCGUCGCCGAAAUGGUCAAGAACAACAUGCGUGAGCCCUACGACUGGGACGCCUACGCGCGUACAUUCUUUCCCCAAGCCGAACACCUCGCCUCCAUCGCCCGCACUGCCGAAGCAAACGGCGAGACAGAAAAGGCCUCAGAAUACUACCUCCGCUCCAGCGCCGUCUACCGCAUCGCACGCUUCCCCGCCCCACGCAGCCCCGUCCAACGCGAAGCCUGGGCCAAAGGAAAAGAAGUCUGCCUCAAAGGCCUCUCCAUGCGCGAGCAUCCCGUUCACGAAAUCCUCAUCCCCCACACGCACCGCAAUGAAUCAGAUGGCGCCCACAUCCCCAUCUACCACCUCGCUCCCUCCACCGCCUCCCCUACCUCCCCCGCCCCACUCCUUAUCAUCUUCACAGGCCUAGACGGCUACCGCACCGAACUCGCCGUCUGGAUGGAAGGCUUCCGGCGCAACGGAAUCGCUUCCCUGGUGCUCGAAAUCCCAGGCACAGGCGACUGUCCCGCAGACGCCUCGGACCCCACCUCGCCCGACCGCCUCUACUCCUCCCUGCUCGACUGGGUAUCCCAGCAGUCGUCGCUCGACGCCGCAAAGACUGCCAUCUGGGCAUUCAGCACCGGCGGCUACUACGCCAUACGCGUCGCACACACGCACGCCGCCCGCCUCGCCGGCGUCGUCGCCCUCGGCGGCGGAUGCCACCACAUGUUCGACAGGGCAUGGCUCGACAGGGUAAAUCAUCUCGAGUACCCCUUCGAUCUCGCAGAUACACUCGCUCACAAGUUCGGGUACGGCACCGAUGUGCCCCGCUUCAAAGAGGAAGCGAGCGAGAAGUUCUCCCUGCUCAAGGAUGGCACGCUGGAUGCGAAGCAGUGUGCGAGGUUGUUGCUGGUGAAUGGCACCGAGGAUGAGAUUUUCCCCAUUGAUGAUUAUUAUCUUGCGCUGCAGAGGGGGGAGCCCAAGGAGGUCAGGUUUGUGAGUGGGGUCAAGCAUAUGGGGGAGCCCGAGAGCUUUGGGGUGAUUAUGAGGUGGUUGUAUAAGCUGUGGGGGGUUGAGGCGGAUAUUGGGGCGCAGAUGGGGACGUUGAUGUUUAAGCCCAAGUAUUAG
Messenger RNA from Bipolaris oryzae ATCC 44560, 1263 nucleotides. RefSeq lists its product as uncharacterized. The coding region runs from base 1 to 1263 and encodes 420 amino acids. Lineage: Eukaryota; Fungi; Ascomycota; Dothideomycetes; Pleosporales; Pleosporaceae. The transcript has 2 exons. The record is from RefSeq and is a predicted model, not a curated record.